ACCACAGCUUACCAUUGUCGUCCUCGCAUACAGUCAUCCCAACAUCUGCGCUACUGACUUCUGUACGAUGUCACAGGACGAUCAGCAGCAGCAGCCUCAACUGUCUGCUCUGGAAUCUGAUCCUCAAGCUCACGACCAGGCUGACGGUAUCGAGGCUGUUGGUCAGAUUGUGGAGGCAUCUCGGUCCAGGCCCGAUGCUCGUACCCAACGCUACGAUCGGCAGCUCCGCCUCUGGGCUUCCUCUGGCCAGGCUUCUCUGGAGUCAGCUAACGUGCUGCUAAUAGGAGCGACCCACCUAGGCGCCCAGGUGCUCAAGAAUCUCAUCCUCCCAGGCAUCGGUUCCUUCACCGUACUCGAUGGACAGAAGGUGGGAGAAUAUGAUGUAGGCAACAACUUUUUUGUCGAUCCUGCCAGUGAGGGCCAGAGCAGAGCCGAGGAGGUGACUCGCAACCUAGCAGAGCUCAAUCCUAGUGUCAUCAGCAAAGCCAGAAUGGCUGAUCCCUCACAACUUCUGGAGCAGGACCCGAGCUGGUUCACCUCAUUCUCACUCAUCAUUGCCGCCAAUCAGCCCGUUGACGUCCUCCGCCCACUUGCAGAUCUCGUAUGGGGACAGGACCGUGGAACAUGUGUCCCUCUAAUGAGUGUAAGAGGAGCUGGGAUGGCGGGAGAGGUCAGAAUACAAAUCAAGGAGAUGGGAGUGAUCGAGACUCAUCCUGCUUCGACUGUCGAUCUACGGCUAACAUCACCUUGGCCGGAGCUAUCCGCUUACGCUUCUGCCUAUGACAUCGAGGAUCGUGAUGCCAUGGCGCACAGUCACAUCCCCUUCGUUAUCAUCUUGCUUCGAGCUUUGGAGAAUUGGAAAUCACAGCAUGGAGGAUCUCUGCCGUCUCCGUCCUCGGAUCGAAAGCCGUUCACUGACACCAUCAAUGCCAUGCGAGACCCCUCCAAUUUGGACCUGGAGAACUUCGACGAGGCCGUUGCUGCUCUUGGGCAGAACCUAUGGCGCCCCGUCAGUGCGGGGAGGAGCAUUGCGGAAGAUAUACAAGCCCUUCUGGAUGACUCGAGGUGCGAUACAGUGACAGCAAAGUCCACCAACUUUUGGCUGCUCGUCAGAGCUCUACGAAGCUUUGUCGCUGCAACCACUACGGCCACACCCAGCGGCGGGGGAGGUCUUCUUCCGCUUGCGGGGUCUUUGCCCGACUUUAAAGCGACAUCGAGCGGCUACGUCGAGAUUCAGCGCUUGUACAAGGAGAAGGCUCGAAAGGACCUGAGCGGUCUCAAAGGUCAUCUCAGAGCGGUGCUCGAAGAGGUCGGUUUGCCGGCGAGUGCUAUCGGCGAUGAGGAAGUUGAGAGCUUUGCAAAGCAUGCUGGCUUUCUAAAGUUCGUCAAAGGGAAGAGCUUCAAAGAGAGUCUCGAGCAGCCUGCUCGGGAGACAAUUGCCAUGGCCUUUAUGGAUCCUAUCAACCCCUCGACGAUACAGCAUCAUGCAGCUUUCCUCGCAGUAGACGCCUUCUACGGCAAGCAACAUCGCUUCCCCGGCAGCAGCAAAGCCUUUUCGGACUCAAUCGUUGGCUCAUCUUCUCAUGUGCGACACUCCAGCAAUGGGAGCUCCGAGGCCGAGAGCUCAGGGGGGUCCAGGAUCCGCUCGGCUCCACCUAGAGGGUUCUCUGAGCCAGAAAAGAAGCGACAGCGGUCCAACUCGCCUUACACUACAUCUCGUGAGAGUACCGCCCAGGACGACGAUGGAGACUCGCAGAUGAAGGAGAGUGUGAAGGUCAAUGGUGGAGACGGAGAGGAAGGAACGGUUGAUUUUGCUGCCGAUGAGGAAGCUUGCUUGAAAGAGGCUCAGGCGGUCAUGAGUCAUCUAGCCAUCGAAGACGAAGAUCAGAUAGAGGCGGUCGAGGACGCCGUCAAGGAAAUGGUACGAUCUGGCCACGGUGACAUCGCAAGCACGGCUAGCUUGCUGGGAGGCGUUGCGGCUCAGGAAGCGAUCAAGAUCAUCACGAAGCAGUACAUUCCGCUAGAGGGCACAGCGGUGUACGAUGGCAUCAAGCAAGCGAUCGGUGCAUUCCGACUGUAGAUCACAACCAACGACUGUAGAUCACAACCAAAGCACAUCACAUUACAUCCUACCUAGUCUGUCCCAUCGUAAUCGUACGGGUUGCACCC
Molecule: messenger RNA, 2169 nt
Organism: Microstroma glucosiphilum
Lineage: Eukaryota; Fungi; Basidiomycota; Exobasidiomycetes; Microstromatales; Microstromataceae
Exons: 9
Coding region: 68-2080 (670 amino acids)
Biological process (GO): protein neddylation
Cellular component (GO): cytoplasm
Molecular function (GO): NEDD8 activating enzyme activity
Source: RefSeq, a predicted model, not a curated record